UUGGUUUGUCAAGACUGCUCCAUUCUGCUAUUCCUUGAAAUCAAAGGUUCUGUUUUCCAAAAUUUCUUCUUACUCGCGGUAAGUAAAAAUUGGAUUUGCUACAAGUGUUAUAAGAAUGGAUGUCACUGAUUCGCUUUGCAUCAAACUUAAAAUCCAUAAUUUCAUUUGCAUAUUUAAAAAGGAAGAAACAGCUGUGAAAUAGCCUAUGUUUUAAAAGUGUUGGCAAACAAAGUUCUUUCAUUGCCUCUGUAGAAGAAUUAAAACUAGGUAAACUGUGCUCAUUAAGAUGAGAGCAGAUACAUUUUCCCAAAGUCAACUCCCGACGUUAUUUAUUACACAGUACGCAAUCAUUUCGCAACUUAUUUGGCGUGACAUACUUUCUAAAUUCAUCGAAACCGAUUGCCAUCGUCAGAAAACAGACGCUUGUUUACCGUUUUGGAAAGUGAAGGAACAUGGAGAACGUAUAUCGAGCUCCUUUAUCCAUUUUUUCAGUUUCUUCCCACCACAUCAGAGAACAAUGGCGUUCACAAACUUUGCUGGAGGAGAAAACCAGACGGAAGCAUAUGAAAAACUUCAAUGUUCGUCCGGUUUGACAGAGAGAAUGAAUGUACACUUGAUAUAUAUAUCAGCGUUCAACAUUUUGUUAUCCAUCACUGCCUCGCUUGGAAAUGCUCUGAUCCUAAUUGCCCUUCACAAGGAGUCUUCCCUUCAUCCGCCAUCCAAGCUCUUCCUUCUAUGUCUCGCAUCAACGGAUAUCUGUAUUGGUCUAAUUGCAGAGCCCCUUGGCAUUAUCCGUUGGAUUUCUAUGGUUACGGAAGAUUGGAAUCUGUGUCGAUAUUCGCUCCCCUCGUAUUUUAUUACGGGCUACACCUUGUCUUCAGUAUCUCUGUUAACAAUAACUGCAAUAAGCGUAGACAGACUCCUGGCGUUGGUGUUGGGGUUGAAAUACAGGCAAGUUGUAACUUUGAAGCGAACAUAUGUUAUUUUGGUUACCUUCUGCGUUGUGUCCACGGUCGCAGCCACAUCGUACCUUGCAAAUGACGUUAUUACCUACUGGUAUGGCAUACUAGUGAUACUGUCGUGUAUGUUUACCUCAAUCAUCUGCUACACAAAGAUUUUCCUGAUUCUUCGACAUCAUCAAACCCAGGAACGAGGCCAUGGUCAACGAGAACGACCGAGCCAAACAAUUUCACUGAACAUGGCACGAUACAAGAAGGCAGUGUCCAGUGCAAUGUGGUUACAGUUUGCGUUAGUAGUUUGUUAUCUUCCGUAUGGUGUUAUGUCGGCUUUGUACAGCAGAGGACUAUCUUCAUCCAGUUUUCUUCCUUGGCAAUUAGCAGUGACUCUAGUUUACCUUCACUCGUCGUUAAACCCGUUUCUUUACUGCUGGAAGAUUCCUGAAGUGAGACAAGCUGUAAAGAAUACAACCAGGCAAAUUCUUUGCUGUUCAUCGAGUUAAUUCACUCCAACAAUAUAUAUUUUUAAUUCGUUAAAAGAGUAAGGUUAAAAAAUGAAAGCAGUUCAGAGGGAUAUUUCAUCAAAUUAAAACUUGCAGUUCAUUCCCACUCUCCCAGAGUAGAGAUUUAAAAUGUGAGGUGAAACCUUAUGUGCGCCUACAAACUCAAAGUAUAAAAUUGCUUGUAUUAAAAGCCCUUUGUUUUUCUACGUUCACAGUCUAACAUCUGCAAUGCGAUAUAAUAUCAUCAACGUAAUGAGACACCCCACUGUCACAGGAAGAGAGCUUUUUGAAGCAGACUGGAAAUAACAAGACAAUCGUUAGUUUCUCUCUUCGUCAAGUAAUUUGGUAACAUUUUUUAAAGAAAGUUCAUACUGGAAAGUGCUACAUAUUAAGUCGCUUUAGGAGGAAGUCUAAAGAACGUCUUACGUGCUUUUACAAAGUAGUCUUUCUUUAAGGUUACCGUAAACCUUCGCGGGUGUCCUUAGCGAAAAAAAUAUUACCGCGC
Molecule: messenger RNA, 1964 nt
Organism: Orbicella faveolata
Lineage: Eukaryota; Metazoa; Cnidaria; Anthozoa; Scleractinia; Merulinidae
Product: adenosine receptor A3-like
Biological process (GO): G protein-coupled receptor signaling pathway
Cellular component (GO): plasma membrane
Molecular function (GO): G protein-coupled receptor activity
Source: RefSeq, a predicted model, not a curated record